GGCGUCGUGGGUCUCUGCAGUUUUCCGUCUGUGCUUGUGCGCCAUAUUGGCAGUCUCCUCCAUCUCACCAGACGUUGAGCAUGCACGUCUCUAACCUGUUAUUGAGGAGAUAAGUCAUCGGAGACCGAAACAGCACCAUGGAGGCGGUGAAAGCCUUCAACAACGAGCUGUACUCGUUGAAUGAGUACAAGCCCCCCAUCUCCAAGGCCAAGAUGACCCAAAUCACCAAGUCUGGCAUCAAGGCUAUUAAAUUCUACAAGCAUGUUGUCCAAAGUGUGGAGAAGUUCAUACAAAAGUGCAAACCAGAAUACAAGGUCCCUGGAUUGUAUGUCAUCGACUCGAUUGUGAGACAGUCACGUCACCAGUUUGGCACAGAGAAGGAUGUUUUUGCUCCACGCUUCAGCAAGAAUAUCAUCGUUACAUUCCAGCACCUCUACCGUUGCCCUUCAGAUGACAAGAGUAAGAUAGUGCGGGUUUUAAACCUGUGGCAAAAGAAUGCUGUCUUCAAGAGUGACAUCAUUCAGCCCUUGUUGGACAUGGCCGCAGGGAUUCCUCCUCCGAGCGUUACUCCCAUCAUGCCGAGCAGCGUUGCCCCCGUCAAUAAUGCCACACCUGGUACCCCAGCCACUCCAGCCACCCCAGCUAACAUCGUUCAGGGUCUUCCAGACUGGGCUUCACAAAUUACUAACACAGACACAGUUGCAGCUGUGGCACAGAUAUUACAAAGUCCCCAAGGGCAACAGCUUCAACAGCUUGUACAGAGUCUCCAAAUGCAGCAGCAAAAGCCCCAACCAUCGUUGCUACAGGCCUUGGAUGCUGGUCUGGUUGUACAGCUGCAAGCUCUGACUGCUCAACUCACUGCAGCUGCAACUGCCAACAGCCUCAAUCCCCUCGAACAGAGGGUCUCCUCCUUUAACAAGAAACUCUUGGGGCAGUUUGACUUUGGAAAUGAUUCUGAGCGUAAUGAAGAAUCUAAGAAGGAAACGUCCUCCUCUCAAUUGCCCAUGGUGUCGGAGCCCAUCAACAGCUCGUUGUUCCACCAGCUUGCUGAACAACUGCAGCAGCAGAACCUGGAGCAGUUUCAGAAGCAACUGCUUGAGCACCAGCAAAAGGCUAUGAGCAUAGAAGGACAGGAUAGUAUCUUUGGACAAGAGAACUCAGUUGCAACUGCUCAGAGUAGCAGUCAACCACAGCUUCCUGAGACUGACAAGUUGGACGACUCCAUGGACAACCAACAACAGGACAUGGAUCUUGAUGAAGGGCCUGAUGGAAUGGAAGAAGAUAACUUUGAGGCAGAAGAGAAGAAGACUGCUGGGACACGUUCCAGAACACGGUCCCGGUCCCGGUCCAGGUCUCCCAAAAGGCGAAGAUCCAGGUCCCGCUCUGGCUCUCGGAAACGCAAGCAUCGGAAGCGGUCGCGCUCGCGAUCCAGAGAUCGUAAGAGGAAGACAUCACGAUCGUACUCCAGUGAAAGGCGUGCCCGAGAGCGAGAGAAAGAGCGCCAGAAGAAAGGAUUGCCUCCUAUACGAUCCAAAACGCUGAGUGUAUGCAGCACAACUCUGUGGGUCGGCCAGGUGGACAAAAAGGCUACUCAACAAGACCUCACAAACUUGUUUGAAGAGUUUGGCCAAAUAGAGUCCAUAAAUAUGAUUCCUCCGAGAGGCUGUGCUUACAUCUGUAUGGUCCACAGACAGGACGCCUACCGUGCACGACAGAAGCUCAGCACAGGUUCCUUCAAGAUUGGCUCCAAGAUCAUCAAGAUUGCCUGGGCCUUGAACAAGGGAGUGAGACAAGAGUACAAGCAAUUUUGGGACGUGGACCUUGGAGUCACAUACAUUCCCUGGGAGAAAGUCAAAGUAGAUGACUUGAAUGGAUUUGCUGAAGGAGGAAUCAUUGAUCAGGAGACUGUCAAUGAAGAUUGGGACACUAAGACUUCGGAGUCAACCAAGGAUGUCAUCGGCCAAGCAAUUAGCACCGAGACAACAUCAGCAUCUAAUAACCAGAGUGAAAGCUACAACCGGCAGGUCACCAUGAUGCCGGUGCAGCUCCCAGUGCCACAGGCUGUUCCUGGUGCAGUAGGCCUGGUGCCUCCUACCUAUCCUGUCACCAUGAGCAUACCCCCACCAGGAUAUGGGCCGCCACCACCAUUCAUAAGGCCUGGCUUCAGUGCCUCGCAACCACCUCCUGGUUUUUUGCAGGCAGCACAGACCGCAGGCCUGGCCUCUGCACCAGCUUCCCUCGUGCAGCCCUCAGUGGCAACCAGCCAAGAAACAGUGAAGGAAUCACCAUUCGGCGCAAUGAUCCCAACCACCAGCUCCAUCCCUGGCAGCUUCAUGUCGUCAAAUAUGCCGGGAGCCAGUGUGUUUAAUGCCAUCGGAGUUCAAAGUCAGCAAGACAAACUGCCACAUUCUAAGGGUUUGGAUGGAACACCAGAGCUCACACUUCAAGGCAUGCAGAAUGCCGUUCGCAGUGGAAUGGGUCUUUUAGGCAUGCACCCCACAGCCUCCAUCACUCACCCACUUCACCAGCCGCCUGGAAUGACGGGACAAAGAAUGCCUGGAAUGCUUCCUCUUGAUGUGCGCCCUAACCUCAUUCAGCCUGGGCAUGGCGCUCGAUUCCCUCUCCUCCUGCAUCAGGGACCUGGCCAGCAGCCUGGUGGCCUCCUUGACGCUUCCCUUCAGGCUCAAGCCCAUGUCAGGCCCCCCUUUUCUCAAUUAGAUCCUUUUAACAGGCCGCCUCACCAGGCCAAUAAUAAUGUAUCUAAGGCAGAAGAGUCCUCUUCAGGGGCAGAUGAGGGGAAAGACCAGGACUACCGCUUCCCCCCAGUUGAAAAGCAGAGCACAGGUUUGCUGAGAACCCCCCCACCAGAGCAUCGGGCGCCACUUGGUGGUGGUGGUGGUGGAGGAGGAGGAGGAGGAGGAGGAGGCAGGCCUGCCUUGCUGCAAACCCCGGGGACUCAGCCUGCCAGAAACAGUCUGCUCGGACGUCUGCAGGCCCUUGCUGGCUUUACCCCUGAUAACCCCUGGAACCAGUCCAGAGGGGACUUUGAUGAACGAGAUAGCAUACGAGGUGGUCCUCAGGAGGAUCGCCCCUCCCCAGGGCAGAACUUCCCAAAUCGCUUUGACAGCCGUUCUGGAAGCAUAGCGAAAAAUGUAGGUGGCCCACAGCCCUGGAACCGUAGUGGUGGCGCCGCAGGAAAUUUUGAAAGUGACUUAGAUGAGCGAAGAUCCCAAUGGGACAGGCAGAGAGAUAGGGAUGAACGAGAGUUUGACUUCAGGAGAGAAAUGAAUGGAAACCGUCACAGCCGAGAACGGGACAGAGGGCGAGAUCGGCCCAGAGAACACGACCGCGAUAAAGACAGAGAGCGGGGCAAUUGGACACCCGUUCUCCCUCUACCGACACCUCUUCUUCCAACCCCACCCCUUAACCCCAAACUGGCCCUGAACCAAGGGAAGCUGCUCUCCCCACUCAAAUUUAACACCCCCAAUCAAUCUCGAUUCCAGUCCCCCCUGUCUCAACCUCAGGCCAAACCACCUUUGUUAGGUCAGAAUCAGCCGCCCGUCGUGUCACCAGAGCCAAGCAAGGUUGGCCAUGUUGCUGAGGCUGAACCGCAGCAAGAUGUCACUACUCUCCCAGAGACCCCUCAAGACCACACGCCCUCAGCUCAAGCAGCACCCGACAAAACUCAGAGUCCAUUUGCAGGCUCUCCCACGCGGCUCUCACAGCAGCCCGACAACCCACUACUCACCGAAUCACUACUCCCACCCACUGAGCAAACCUCUCCCCAGUCGUCUUCUGAUGACACUCCAGGCCAGGCCACUCCAGUGGCCUUCAUGCAGGCUGCCAGCCCCCCUGAAGAGACAAGGUACUCUCUGGAGGAGCAGCAACGUCCACUGGAGGAGAAUGAGGAAGUCUUACAAGAGAAAGCUCCCUCACCCCAAGCCCAGUGGGUGAGUGGAGAUGAGAUGGACAAAAGCACUGUGAUGGAGCCCACACCGGAUGCCUCUCCAGAUCUCACCUCGGAGCCAUCCGGUUCUCUGCUUCCCGAAAAUGAAGCGGAGCAGCAGCAAGCUGCCCCUCCUAAGGACGUAGACAUUGAACAGAGUGAGGCCAUGGAGGAAGCCGCGAGUGAGCCAGUGCUAGACACUGACACAGACACUGAGGGGACAUAAUCAUCACUCAGUAGGUAACAGAUCAUUUUGUAAAGUUGUCUCUUCUUCUCUGUACUCAUGUCAGCAAAGCAUCACCACCACCACACGGGACACUGACAACCAAUAAGAAAUUCCUCACAAAUACCAGUGUACUUAAAUAGCUGACUUACUCGUAGAACAUCCUAUUUGUGUUUUAUUUCUUUUUUUUAAGUUGUACGACCAUCACGUAUGAUUUUAUGAAUCAAAGCUUGGCGAAUUUUUUUUAUCAAAUUAACCACCAAAAUGUUUCAUUUGUCUGUGAGGGGAAAUGAGCUUUGACCUUCCUAUGGAAGCGAGGAGGACACCAUGGCUGUUCAACAAAGAAUCGAAUUUAGUUGCACACAGUACUUGAAAAAUAGUAGUCGCUGACUCAUUUCUGUCUCCUCUUUUAAACGCUGCUGCAAAGUUUUAGUAAAUGCUUGGGAGUCUUUAGUCUGCACAAACAGUAAUUCCAUUACCGCUCUUAGAAUCGGAGCCACUUGAAAUAAAACCAUGAACAUGUUGUAUCCUCCAAAUCGGUGUAUGUAAUCUGUUUCGAAGUAAUGCAGGCAAGCCAAGCAAACAACAUAGCAAUGCGGAGGAACAUUAAGUCAAUGGACGGAGGAGGGUUAUGCUGGAUGUCAGGUGCAUAUUGUUUUAGUGUGAAAUAAACAUCAUUUGUCUCCUAUAAAACACAUGCUUUAGGACUGCUUUCUGACCCAGGACCAGUGGAAACACUUCUUUACACACUUUACUGUCACUUCAGGCAAUUUGAUGUUCUUGGAACUCAAAUCCAUCCAUAGAGCACUCUGGUGGAUGGGAACCAGGGACGUGUAGUUCUUAAUUAUGGAUGGCAUCAGCCUGUGUGUGACCCUGGGCUUUUGCUUGCUGACUUGCAGAUGAUAUGGGAUUGUGCCUUUUAUUGAACGGACUCUUUCAACAUUAAUUUGCGAUAUACUGUACACCAGACGGUGUGUGCUUUGUAAAGGAAACGCUACCUGCACAUAAUUGACAGGCCUGACGUGUGUGUGUGUGUGUGUGAGAAUUGUGGUAGCUGAACAGUUUGUACAGCACUCAACAUAGAAAAGACACUAUAUACUCCUUGUUGUGUGCAUGCAGGCUUGUACCAGCCAUCUUUGAACCCUCCUGUCGUGUUCAUUUCAUGCUUGUAGUGCUUUUAUGCUGAGGCAUACCAUUAGAGGCUAUACUGUUCCACUACAGGAGAUGUGAUGUUAAAUAAAAGUUGAAGGUGCAUCAUA
Molecule: messenger RNA, 5428 nt
Organism: Doryrhamphus excisus (bluestripe pipefish)
Lineage: Eukaryota; Metazoa; Chordata; Actinopteri; Syngnathiformes; Syngnathidae
Gene: scaf8
Product: SR-related CTD-associated factor 8
Cellular component (GO): nucleus
Molecular function (GO): RNA binding
Source: RefSeq, a predicted model, not a curated record